GCCGGACCGGUUCGUUGUCACGGAUAUCAUGAUUCACAAGUGUUAUCUUCUACUGUCUUAGGCGUACGUUGAGGAGGAAGUGGUCAGCUUAACGGAACAAAUGAACAGACAAAUAGAAGGAGUGAGAGAUAGAUACGUAUCUUUGGCUGGGGAAGGGCAGCAGAAGUUCAGUUGAAGGCACAAAUGACGAAGUUGCCUCCUGUCAUUUUCGUGUGACUUCCAUCAUCAGGGAAGGCAAGCUGGCUGCCCCUUUUGAAAAGCGUGCCAAAGACAAACUAAAGCAAGGGACGCGGCUUGUGGAAGGGGCUUUUUUCUGUAUGAGAUUCUCGAGGGAGAAGCUAUGGUUACACAAAUGCUAAACUGCUAUCGUCAGAAUCCUCAGAAUAUUUUCGUGUUAUUCGGAAGCUCAAGGGACUAUGAUGGGCAGAAGGAGGGGCUGUAUGUGACACUGGCUGACGGGUAGCCUACCGGCCGAUAUAAGUUCAGCAGAGAGGCGACUCAUUAAGUGGCUGCUGUUACUGUUGUCUCUCCCUGUCGAAAUAUCAUUAUGGUUCAAGCGGGGGGUCUAUCCGUAUGGUUAUGACGCUGAUUGAAGUGCGAGGGUGCAAUGAAAGUGCAAGGUCAUUGGACGAGUCCGACUAUAAGAAUGAUUCCGUCCGAAAGAUUACUGUCACAAAAACUCGAAUUACUGAAGAAGUAAGCAAGUGCCCUGGUGGCAAAACAGCAAAACGUUUGCGCUUAUGUGGAGCUCAGCCAUGAGACGUGAGGUAAAGUUAGCUCUACUAUUAGGAUUGGCAACGUAUCUGGAGGAGAUAUCCUGUUCGCUAUCUCCAAAGGAGAGGAUUUACCCUUCGGGAUCUGGUUCGGUGAUUGUGGUCUACAAGAAGGACCAUGGGGAUCCUAAGGACUCACUUUCUUCAGGCCAUCGGGACAGCUAUUCCUCACAUCGGGAUGGACGCAGUCGAUACCUGGAAGAUGACCAUAGCCGCGCGGAUGAUUUUCGGUUCGUAAAGGCUAAAGAUCUUAGUGAGGGUCCUCACCUCUCCGCACCAGGAAAAACACCGAACCUGUUACCUACGCCAGGAUUUAUAGAAGGAAGACCCCAUUGUGCAAGAGAGCUUGACCUAUGUGCGCAUAACCAUGACUAUCCAUUGGACAAAGUGUCUGUGAUCGUCGAUCGGUAUUACUCACAUACAUAUGAUCUUUACCAUUCGCUGUAUCAAACUCCACCACACGAGGUGCAAUGGGUGGAAAACUUCACGAAUGCCUUUACUCAUGAAAAACACCACGGCGACUUUGCGUGUAAAUCAGAAGCAACUUAUCUUCGCAUCGGUUGGGCCAAAAACUACAAGGGCCAUUGGAAAGCCGUCGUCAAUACAGAAAGAUUUCCUCAAACAGCUCGCAUUGAGAAAUGCAAGUAUCGCGAAAAGCCAUGCGAUUAUAUGCCACCAUGUUACAAGACGGCGUGUAAACAACGGGAGAUGCUUUACCCUUUAAUCGCAGUGAAUCCGUACGAUCUCGGUCAGAAGCCUCUUAUCGAUUUAUUCCCUCUGCCCAGUGGUUGUGUAUGUUAUGUCGAUGACACCUUCUUUCAUAAAAAAUAGAUCAAAUUAAAUCAAUAAACUGUUUAAAGGAUAGAUGAGAACAAACGUCAUCUCCAUGCUGCACACCCCAUUCUCAGCGAGUCAAAAAAGUUGACCAUCCUUAUCGGCAUCGGCGGCAUUCGACGACCUGUAGAAACUAACGCCCCCACUGGCCAUAGCAGUACGUUUUUACGGAAGAAAAUAGGUACAGCCUACACUUACCAUAAAUCAUAUACAUCAUACACUAUUUCACUUAUUGAAAGACGCUGAUCCCAUUUCAUCGCUGUACAUAGAUUUCCUACAGAACUCCCAAUGUUUAACGAAAUUAUUCGUUACUUGAGUAAUCAUGCGUGUUGAUAAGGUGGGCAUAAGUCGGACAAAAGACUAAAUAGAUUUUCUUUCGCCCGUACAAAAUAAAUGUAAAGUUUGCAAACUCCUUAGUGGAAGCAAAACCAAAUGAUUCAUGCUGGCUUCGUAAGACAUAUUAUAUCUGCCGAAUGUUCACCGAGCUUCAUUUACAAUGGGCAGUACAAAUAAAUUUAACCGCUACCUUGAGGUAAGAGUUAGGGUAGCUUUCAUUUCAUUGCUAGUAUUAAUAUAUACAUAUAUGUAUACAUACAUAUACAUGUUUCGAGUUUUGCGUCCCGAACCGUCGUUAAGCUUUGUUUUACUGCCUAAUAUCAGUAUGCACGACGCACCUUUCCGAUAGUUAUACGCACCACUAAUACUCGAGUUGUGAUCCUCGGAUGCUUGAAUAGAAAUCAGUAAACAUUUUCUUACUGAUAGAAGAAUCUUACACUAUAGAAUUUCGGGGUUGUCCUUUUCAUAUUAGGUUCCAUCUUUCUUUAUUAUCACGUUCAACGCAAAAUUAAAUUUGUCAGUAAUUCCAAUGUUUAUAUAUACACUCAUGCGUCACAAGUGUGCGCCAGUUGGACGCUUUAGCAAGAAUGAGUUUGAAGUGAUACAUACAAGCAGUUCGUAUACACACAGCUGUCCCACAGGUCGCAAAACAUAAGUAAAAGGAAGUUAAGUUAAAUUGACUUUGGUUGGGAGACACACUGACCUUCAUGCGCGGCUAUAUUACUAAGUUUUGCACCUACCGAAAGCAGAGGUUAUCUCUAAAAUAAAGGAUACUCGAGCCUUAUUUUUAAUGGACUUUUACGAAUAAUUGUGUAACUCGAUUAUUGGCUAGUUACUAACAGCUCAUUUUACUAUAGCACUAAAGGAUAUGAAUAGGGUCAAAAAGAUUGGAAUUGGGAUU
Varroa destructor (honeybee mite) is the source of this 2844-nucleotide messenger RNA. RefSeq lists its product as uncharacterized. The record is from RefSeq and is a predicted model, not a curated record. Gene Ontology annotation, molecular function: Toll binding; growth factor activity. Gene Ontology annotation, cellular component: extracellular region. NCBI's taxonomy places the organism in Eukaryota, Metazoa, Arthropoda, Arachnida, Mesostigmata, Varroidae. Gene Ontology annotation, biological process: innate immune response; central nervous system formation.